AUGUCUAAAAUUGUCUCGAAAAGAAAGGCAGUUGGCCCGGAGCAGAAGCCUAAGAAGAAACAGAAACUGUCAGGUUCAAUCACGAAAUCAAUUUCAUCGACCGCUCCCAAAAUCAAAGUCAGAGGCGAUGCACUCAAAUGGAAAUCCGUUACCUUGCCAGGGCGAAUGGAUGAUGCCGAGGGAUUCUAUGGCUUAGAGGAGAUUGAUGAUGUGGAAGUGGUUCGGGACGAGUCCAACAAUCAGGUGAUGUUCCAGCCCAAAUCAAAUGAGCUGGUGGAUGAGAAUAAGAACACGGAAGAAUUCGACGACCAAUGGUCCGGCUUUGAGGAUGAGACCCCUUCCAAUGAUCAAAAAACCGACGCGAAGAAGAAAUCCACAAAGUCCGUCAAGUCCACGAAAUCCGCAAAUGUCACAAAAUCCGAGAAUGAUAAUUCGAAAUCAACGCCUCCACCAAACGCAGAGGAAGAAGAUGAUAUCGACGAUGACGUUCAUUUCAGCCUUCUUUCUGAUACGGUUGACGACUCACACGUGAAUGUUUCAGCAUGGAAAGAACUCGACAUGUCACCCACGACGUUAUUGCAGCUCGCACGGCUGAAAUUCUCAAGCCCAACACCGAUCCAGGCUGCUGCGAUCCCUGCCAUUCGACAGGGCCACGAUGUCAUUGGUAAAGCAGUAACUGGAUCCGGGAAGACACUAGCUUUUGGGGUUCCAAUCUUUGAGCACUGGCUGCAGAACCAGAGUUCAGUCUCAGAAGUAGAUGACGCAGCACCAAUUCUGGCACUCAUACUUGCCCCGACACGCGAACUGGCGCUGCAAUUGAACACCCAUCUCAACGCAUUAUGUAUCGGGCUGGAGAAGCGGCCCCGAAUCUCCGCUGUGACUGGAGGGCUUUCGAUCUACAAACAGCAGCGGCAACUGGCACAUGCGGACAUUGUAGUGGCCACUCCCGGCCGUCUCUGGGAGGUUAUGAAUGACAACUCCGCCGCAGCUGAAAACACUGUCGAGUUGAUGGACCGGCUCAAGCAGAUCAAAUUCUUGGUCGUCGACGAAGCCGAUCGACUCCUCAGUGAAGGGCAUUUCAAGGAGGUUCAGGAUAUCCUGGACGCAUUGGAUCGAGAAGUUUUCGAUGAGGAUCAGCCGGGGGAAUUAGGGCAGCCUUCCAAAUCGACGCGCCAGACGCUUGUCUUCUCAGCAACGUUCCAGAAAGAUCUCCAACAGAAACUCACAGCCAAACGCAAACACGGUAAUCUGCCUAAAAGCGAGCUUCUCAGCAAUCAGCAGUCCAUGGAGUACCUCCUGAAAAAGCUCAACUUUCGAGAAUCAAAACCCACAUUCAUCGAUGUCAACCCAACCUCACAAAUGGCUGCGGCACUAGAUGAGUCUAUCGUGGAAUGCGGAGCGAUGAAAAAAGAUCUCUACCUCUACACUCUACUCAUGCAAAACCCGACCUCGAAGACCAUCGUCUUCACCAACAGUAUCUCGGCCGUAAAGCGAUUGAAUCAACUGCUUCAAAACCUAAAACAGCCAGCAGUGGCACUGCAUUCGACCAUGCCACAAAAGUCUCGGCUACGCUCGCUCGAAAGAUUCGCCGCUCAGAGGUCUAUUCUUGUCGCAACGGACGUAGCGGCACGAGGGCUCGACAUCAAAGGCAUCGAACUCAUCAUCCACUAUCAUGUGCCUCGCACCGCUGACAUGUACGUUCACCGGUCCGGAAGAACUGCUCGGGCCCAGAGUUCUGGCCGGUCGAUAUUGCUAUGUUCUCCGGAUGAGGUCGCGGGUGUGACGAGGCUGAUUCUCGAAGUGCACAAGAGUAACAAGGCACCGGACAUUUUGGAGACCGACAGGCGAGUCGUCACGAGACUCGAGCCCCGCUUGAGCCUCGCACAGAAGAUCACGGAUGCAUCGCUCGCCCGCGAGAAGACGUCGUCCAAGGACGAAUGGCUUAAAACUGCCGCUGAGGAACUCGGUGUCGAUUAUGAUUCGGAGGAGUUUGAGAGUCUCGGCCAGAAGGGCAGGCGCGGCAGGGGAGGUGGGAAGGCUCAAAAGGAGAAGGAGAAGAGUGCCGUGAGUAAAGAUCAGGUUCACCAGUGGCGGUCUGAGUUGGAUGGCAUGUUGAACAAAAGAGUCAAUCUGGGCGUCAGCGAAAGAUAUUUGGCUGGGGGAAGUGUCAAUGUGGAGGCGUUGCUCAACGGUCAGAUGGGCGGGGCGUUCCUGAAGGGCCGGUAA
Exophiala bonariae is the source of this 2226-nucleotide messenger RNA. RefSeq lists its product as uncharacterized. NCBI's taxonomy places the organism in Eukaryota, Fungi, Ascomycota, Eurotiomycetes, Chaetothyriales, Herpotrichiellaceae. Gene Ontology annotation, molecular function: RNA helicase activity; nucleic acid binding; ATP binding. The transcript has a single exon. The coding region runs from base 1 to 2226 and encodes 741 amino acids. The record is from RefSeq and is a predicted model, not a curated record.